Oncorhynchus tshawytscha (Chinook salmon) is the source of this 1020-nucleotide messenger RNA. RefSeq names its product dual oxidase 2 (gene duoxa). Gene Ontology annotation, cellular component: endoplasmic reticulum membrane. The transcript is spliced from 7 exons. Lineage: Eukaryota; Metazoa; Chordata; Actinopteri; Salmoniformes; Salmonidae. The record is from RefSeq and is a predicted model, not a curated record. Bases 1 to 1020 code for a protein of 339 amino acids. Gene Ontology annotation, biological process: protein transport.
AUGACUUUCUACGAUGGCAUUUACCCAUUCUACCCCCUACAAAGAACCUCCUUUAUCUUCAGCACCCACCUCCUCACCAUUAUCCUGGUCUUCCUGGUCCUCACGGUCAGCUUCCUUCUUAUUCUGCCAGGUAUCAGAGGCAAGUCGAGACUAUUCUGGAUGUUCAGAAUCAUCAUCAGUUUAUUCAUAGGCAUUGUGAUAGUGGCACUGAAUUUCACCAGCGACUGGGCUGAGGCCCGAGCCACCACCAACACCACCUACAAGUCCUUCAGCAGUGAGGAGGUGAACGCUGAAGUGGGACUGCACAUAGGACUGUAUGGUAUUAACAUUACUUUAAAAGGGAAUCCUGUGAAUCAACUCAACGAGACCAUCAACUACAACGAGAUGUUUGCGUGGAAAGACACCAUCGAUGAGGAGUACGGGAACGCCUUAGAGAGAGGUCUACCUAACCCCAUCCUCUAUAUCGCUGAGAAGUUUACCCUCAACAACCCCUGUGGCCUCAUCUACCAGUAUAGAUACUCUGGGCGCUACGCCUCGGCCACCCUCUGGACAGCGUUCUGCUGCUGGCUGGUAGCCAACGUGCUGUUCUCCAUGCCUGUCAUCCUGUACGCCGGCUACAUGAUGGUGGCCACCGCCGCUUUCAUCUUCUUCUCCAUGGCCUCCUUCUCCACCAUCAUGAACCUGCCUACCUGUCUGUUCACCAUAGGCACCUCUGGGGCCUUCCAGACAGAGUACAGCGGUUCUUUCUGGCUUGCACUGGCCACGGGUGUGCUGUGUUUAAUCAUUGGAGUCCUGGUGGUUCUGCUGGACUGUCUGAUCCCUGGGAAGAUACGAGACGCCUUCAGUGUCGGGGUGGACAACGACGAAGAUGAGGAUGUUUAUUUUGGAGAGGGAUACCUGAACUCCAACUUCCUGGCAGGAGUAACCACCACACCUUUGACAACCUUAGUGCUUCCUACAGAUGAAAUUCGGAAAGUCAGCCGCCAACCAUCACUCCAGGAGCUGUCAGUCAGACUCUAA